Molecule: messenger RNA, 2672 nt
Organism: Eupeodes corollae
Lineage: Eukaryota; Metazoa; Arthropoda; Insecta; Diptera; Syrphidae
Product: SLIT-ROBO Rho GTPase-activating protein 1-like
Exons: 11
Coding region: 237-2105 (622 amino acids)
Biological process (GO): negative regulation of cell migration; signal transduction
Cellular component (GO): cytoplasm
Source: RefSeq, a predicted model, not a curated record
AGAAUGAAACAAAAUAUAAAAUACAAUUGGUUGCAGCUUUAUCUCCUCAUCUUCUAAAAUUUAAGUGAAAUCAGUAUUGUUUAAUUUUUUGUUGUUAUUUUAUAUCAAAAAGUUUUGCAAAUUUUUCUUUUCUUUUUUAAAAGAAGUUUUGAAGUUUACAGUCAAUAUUGUGUGUGAAAUAUAUUUUGUUGCCAACUAAACUCCAGAGCAUCUUAUAAUAAACAUUUAUCUUUAAAAUGCAGGCGAACCCUUCUGCUGGCGACAAUGACAAUGAGACAGCGAAUCAUAUUCAGUGCCUUGGAUCUAUAAAGAAAUUAAUAUUGUUUAACAAUAUUCGGUUACGGCUGCUAGAGCAAUUAUGCUCUUUAGAUGUCAAAGCAGAAUCGCACAUGUGUUUCGUCAAUGAACUGAAUACGUUUUUCCGACAUCGCACUAUCGUAGAAUCGGAGCAUAGUCGGGGUCUCGAAAAAAUUCUUAACUAUUUGCAAUCCAAUAUUUGCAAAUCACAGAGUUCUGUGCAAUGGCCGUCUCAAAGUUCUUAUUGCUGUUGGGACCUGCUUAUUAAUGAGACAUGGUCCCUAGCCAACGAUUACAGUUCUUUAUCGGAAAUAUAUAAUAUCGAUGUGGUAUAUAAAUUACAAAAAAUUCAACUUGUAUACAAUAAGUACUAUGAGCUCCUUUCCGAAACACACGAGGAAAUAUUGCGAAUACUUCGGAAUUUUUAUACAACUAUCACAACUUAUAAUAUUUAUAAGAAAAAUCAAUACUCAAGUGAUAAACUAGAAGCCAUCAAAUCUCGAAGCAUAUAUAAGCAUUUCACAGAGACAUCGAACGUAGAUAUUCAUAAAAAUAUGUUGAGAGACCUUAAAGAUAUUUUCAAUAGUAUGGAUUUAGGUUUUGGUUUAAUGGUAUCUAAAGCAAUCCUUGCUCAUGUAAGUUCGGAGCAAAAGUUAUUUAAAAAUAGACUACACUGUCUUAAUGAAGAAGAUUUAUCUCGAAACGCCGCCGGCGUGGAUUGCAAAAACAAAUCAAUCGAACAAAACUGCGAUCAUUUUUCAAAACAAAAUAUUCCAAAAUUACUUCGCCAAUCUAACCAUAAUAACACUGAAGGAAUUGAAAGCUUGUUGCAUUUCGAAUUUGAGCUUCAAACACAAUUGUUAAACCUCAGAGAGAAAAAACUACGUAAGAAUUUGGAAGUUAUUUAUGGUAUAUUAGACACACGAGAAAUGAAAACAGCCAAUUUUGUAAGAACUAAGAAAAGUAUGAAUGCAUAUGAUAACGGCAGCCAAAUCGAUAUCAAACCUAAAACCUGUGCGGUGAAAAGCUUAUCAAAUUCAGGUUUAUCAACGAUGAUUAAACAAAUUGCCUUCAAAACUAACGCUAAUAUAAAUGCAAGUGAAAGUAAAGCUAAAGUCAACUUAGCCAAUGUCCAGAUUCGUCCAAAAUUAUUUGGAGGAUCUCUUGAAGAAUAUUUAAAAAUUACAAACGAACCAAUUCCUUUGAUUUUGAGAAGUUGCAUUAGAGUUAUUAGGAAGUAUGGUCUUCAUAGCCAUGGCAUUUUUCGAGUAUCUGGGUCUCAGAUUGAGAUAAUGAAUUUUCGUGAAAGCUUUGAACGCGGAGAGGAUCCACUGGUUGGGGCUUCAGAUGCGUCAGAUAUGAAUUCAGUUGCGGGUGUCUUAAAAUUGUAUUUGAGAGAACUUCAAGAACCUCUAUUCCCAAGCAAAUACUUUGGUUUUUUCAUAUCAAUCCAACAUUUAGAUUCCGAACAGGAAGUUGUUGGAGAGAUGAGAAAUUUUUUUAGAGCAAUUUCACAACCUGUUGUUAUUGUAAUUCGCUUUUUGUUUGGGUUUUUAAAUCACUUGUCUGAAUAUUCAUCUACUAAUAUGAUGGACGCAUUCAAUUUGGCUAUUUCAUUCGGCCCCACUUUAAUGCCUACUCCGGAAGAUAAAAAGCAAGUGCAAUACCAAACACAAUUAAAUGAGUUGAUAAAAAUCAUCAUUAUGAACUAUCAAGAAAUAUUUCCAAAUGAUCUCGCGGGGCCUCGAUAUCAUAAGCAUGGAGCUGACAACUAUUUCAGUGAUAGCAGUAAUGAUGCAGCUGAAUAAUCAUAUAAAGAUGAUAAGGGUAUUCACGCAACGUCGAAAAACCACUAGAUAAGUUUCUAUACAUCUUGGUAUUGCCAAAAUUUGUAUCAGAAAUGCGUGAAGUAGUCAUAUACCUUUUAUAAGAAAUGAUUGAUAAGUCAUUAUAACUUUUUGAAUCAGGUUUGUUAAAAAAUAUGAGAACUACAAAUAAAAAACAAACGGCUCCAAUUUCAUAAAUCGGUUCGGAGAAGUUUACUUUUGAAUAAUACCUCAGAAAUAUGUCGCACACCUAAUGUGCCAAUUCAUUUUUGUACGCAACAUUUGAUGUUGCUGCAAAGCUUUUAUCCAAAAAAAAUCAAAAAGUUGUUUAAACUUUUGUGCAAACGCACGGUCGACGUUCCAUGAAUGCCCUUAACAUUUUUACAACUGUUGCUGAAACGUUGUUCAAUCCUGUUUUCGUAUUUUAUUUUAUUUUAUUUUAUUUUAUUUUAUUUUAGUAAAUAUGUAAGAUCUUAUGUCCUAUAAUUAUAAAACAAGGAUUUACAUAGAUUUAUUUUUUUAUUUUUGUCAAUAAAAUAUUUCAAGUAA